This is a messenger RNA of Eupeodes corollae, 3450 nucleotides long. RefSeq lists its product as uncharacterized. The record is from RefSeq and is a predicted model, not a curated record. The transcript has a single exon. The coding region runs from base 1 to 3450 and encodes 1149 amino acids. Gene Ontology annotation, molecular function: nucleic acid binding. Lineage: Eukaryota; Metazoa; Arthropoda; Insecta; Diptera; Syrphidae. Gene Ontology annotation, biological process: DNA integration.
AUGGAUAAUCUUCGGGCGCUUACCGAGUCUACAACUAGAACGCUCUCAACAAACUUUUGCGCAUUUCCACAGUCUGAGCUAGCAGAUUUCGUUCAGUCUAUGUGGAAAUUUAAUGAGAACGAAGACGUGGAAUCUUCUUCUAAGAUGACACAAGAUGAACUCUACUGCGAAGAAUUCUUUAGGCAAACGGUACAACGGACCUGUUCUGGACGCUAUGUCAUCAAGUACCCGUUUAAGAAUUCCAUCGACCUAACAACCUUGGCGGAUUCGAAAGAAGAUGCCUACAAACUCUUUCACCAUCAACUCAAUCGCCUAGAGAAGGACCCAAAAAUGAAGACGAUGUAUGAUGAAUUCAUGUCCGAAUAUCUAGAACUCGGGCAUAUGGAACUUGUUCAUGAAGUCUCAUCUCAACCGAAUUGCUACAUUCCCCACCAUGGCGUAUACAAGGAAUCGAGUUCGACAACGAAAUUGAGAAUUGUCUUCAACGCAUCCAGGAAGUAUAAAUCAGGUAAAACACUAAAUGAUUGUCUUCAUGUAGGUCCCAAACUGCAGAGUGAAUUGUCGGCGAUUAUCCUGAAAUGGCGUACUCAUCGAAUUGGAUUUAUGGCAGAUAUUGAGAAAUGCUAUAGACAAAUACUGGUGCAAAGAGACGAUGCGGAUAUGCAGAGAAUCAUAUGGAAAGAUGAAGAAGGACGACCAGCUGUCUACAGAUUGCUUACUGUCACUUAUGGUUUAAACUGCUCUCCGUAUGUCACCAUCAAAGUUCUCCAUACUCUGGCCAACGAUGAAGAGGCUAAUUUUCCUCAAGCUGCUAAGGUACUUCGUGAGUCAUUUUAUAUGGAUGACUGUCUCCACGGUGCCGACUCUGUUGAGGCAGCUCAACAAUUACAGCUGGAACUGCAGAACUUACUACAACGGGGAGGUUUCCUGCUCCGAAAAUGGAACUCAAAUUCUACCGAGUUUCUACAAGGAAUAAGCGUAUACGAUAAGUUGACUGAACAGUGUUGCGAUCUUAAUUUGGAUCGUGAAACCAAGGCGCUUGGGAUCUAUUGGUUUUGUCAAACUGAUUGCAUUGGUUACAAAGUGAACGUCACGAAACUCUCAACACCAAUCACCAAACGCCAACAGCUCUCCGAUGUGGCCAAAAUCUAUGAUCCAACUUGUCUACUGGCUCCAGUCGUGAUUACAGGGAAAAUUAUGUCACAACAACUUUGGCUUUCUGGUAUAUCUUGGGAUGAUCCACUUCCAGAACCUCAUCAAAAGAACUGGAUCCAAUUUCGAGAAGAGCUUCCAUUGAUAGAGAACAUCAAGGUUUCAAGGUGGAUAUUCUCGUCUGUAAAUGCCUCAAGUUACCAACUACAUGUUUUUUCCGAUGCUUCUACUUCUGCUUAUGCUGCUGUCUCUUACCUGCGAGUGAAAACAUCUGAUGGUGAAUAUAGAGUGUCACUUCUUAUGGCAAAAACUAAAGUGGCACCUUUGAAGAAAAUUACCGUUCCGUGCUUGGAACUCAAUGGUGCACUUCUUGCUUCAAAAGUUGCGUCCAAAGUUCUCGACACCUUACAGUUGCCAUCCAUCACCAUCUAUUGCUGGUCAGACUCGAAGACAACUCUGAGCUGGAUUCGAUCAAACCCAGGAAAACAUAAACAGUAUGUGGCUAACCGAAUCACCAAAAUCCAAGAGCUGACAACUAUCGACUGCUGGAGGUAUGUGCCAACUAAAAGUAAUCCAGCUGACAUAGCUUCUCGAGGCGUCUACCCUUCUCAGCUACAUAGUCUUGACUUAUGGUGGUCUGGUCCAACAUGGCUACAAAAAGAUGAAGGAGAAUGGCCUGAACAAAAAUUUGUCGUCAGUGAUGUACAGGAGGUGACAACACUUUUUGCUACUCAUAGCCCGUCGAAGUUAACAGAGGAUAAGAUGGCACUGGGUCUUCUCUACAAAUAUUCUGACAUCAACACAUUAAUUGGUGUAACAUGCUGGUGCUAUCGUUAUAUUGCCAUCAAACUAAAACAACCACAUGCUACCUCAUCCUGGUGCACAGCUUCUGAGCGACAAGCUGCCUUACAGUUUUGGAUAAGGUAUGUUCAAAGAAUACAUUUUACUAAUGAAAUUUCUUGUCUCUUACAGGGUAAACCUGUCAGCUCAAAGAGCAAGCUAAUGAAACUCAAUCCAAUGAUUGACGAUACUGGCAUCGUACGAUUGAAUGGCAGAUUAAAAAAUGCCCUAUUGACUGUGUCUGAACGGUUUCCUAUCAUUUUGCCUAAGGAAAGUAAACUUACGUCUUUGCUUAUUGAUCAAGCACAUAACGCCACUAUGCAUGGUGGCAAGCAAACGACAAUUAACUUUCUUCGAAGGCGCUAUUGGAUUAUCGACUGUCGUUCCUCAGUACAGAAGUUCAUUCGUCGAUGCUUGAUAUGCUGUCGUCAUAAGCCACAACCUACAACACAAAUUUUGGGAAUUCUUCCCACACCUCGGUGCACAGCCGCUGCUCCGUUUAAGCAUUCCGGACUAGACUAUGCCGGACCCUAUGCGAUUCGUACAACAAAAGGCCGAGGUCAUCGAAGUUACAAGGGAUGGGUCGCUCUUUUUGUCUGUCUGAGCACUAGAGCUAUUCAUCUAGAACUCGUUAGUGACAUGACAACUGAGACAUUCCUUGCAGCCUUACGACGAUUCUUUUCUCAACGAGGGUACAGCUCUAGCAUCUAUAGCGACUGUGCAACGACGUUUGCAAGUGCAAAUGCAGUUCUGAAACAAGACUUUACGGCUUAUCAAAAACAGUUGGAAGCAGGUGCACGAUCUGUGUCUUGCCAUGGUGUAUCUUGGCACUUUAUUCCACCAGGCUCCCCAAACUUUGGAGGCAUAUGGGAGGCUGGAGUCAAGAGCAUGAAACACCAUCUAAAGCGGACAAUCGGGGAAGCAACGUUAACCUUCGAGGAGUUUUACACAGUCAUCAAGCAAAUUGAAGCUGUGCUGAACUCAAGGCCGAUUUCAGCCCUUUCAGAUGAUCCUGGAGAUUUUGCUGCCUUGACCCCUGGGCACUUUUUGGUGGGCGGUCCCAUCACUGCCACUCCGGAACCGGACUUAAUUGACAUCAAGACAGGUAGACUCUCACGCUGGAAACAACUCCAACAAAUGCAGCAGGAUUUCUGGAAAAGGUGGAGCUGUGAAUAUUUGCAUGAUCUACAAGUAAGAAGCAAGUGGCAAAAAUCGAAGGCCAACAUUAAAGUGGGUGAUCUGGUCCUAGUGAAAGAUGAACGGGCACCGCCACCGACCCAAUGGCUACUGGGCCGUGUUUUGGAAGUUCAUACUGGAGAGGACGAUCUAGUGCGGGUUGCAACCAUCCGUACACAGUCAUCAAUAAUAAAACGAGCUAUUUCAAAGCUGGUCGUGCUUCCUGUCGACAACGACUCUGCGGAUGAACACGGUGGGCGGCCAGAUGUUUCGUCGCAAUAA